UGCUCGCGCCGUCCCGGGGGGGCGGUAAAUAUUGACGCUUCCAGAGAAUUAGAUCCGAUCUGGCGCGCACCAGUUGGAGAUUAGCGGCUGUCGCUUCUUACAUGUCAUUUCGGUCGUUUGUCAAGAUAAGCUGGCUGGCCGCCGUUAGUCCAGAUAUUGCCGCAACGACUCGUGCGACGACGAUUCGAGCAAUUUUAAACGCGCAAGAAUUUCCGGUGCGAUCGAUUUCAGAUUCGAAAUCCGCUCGCUCGAGCAUCGGUCUUGUUCUUUUAACCCGGUCGAAGAGCUACCGAUCGAAGCCUACCACCGAUUACGUCGUUUCCAAUAGGCCAAGAUACGAGUUCUUUUUCGACGAUCUAUUUAUACCGCGCCUAUCGGCGAGCAAUAGUCGACGAAUUACAUAAUUCCUCGAGAGAAAAGUUGCCCGCGACCUCUAACCGGCGUGCAACAAGCGAGAUCCCUCCGGCCCGUUCGAUCGAUCGCCUAUUAAUAAUCCCGAUCAAAGAUGCUCCGAUAUCGUCGCUUCGAAAUAACUGUCCGUUCGGGCGACGCGCAUACGCGUACACGGCGGCUCGCGGAACCGAACGGAGUCGAUGCCGUAGCUUCGAAAUCCUGGGAAAACGGGCGACACUCGAUAACACACCGGCGACGAGACGCGCCAAUUUGUUUCGGAUUUCGUAAAAAGGUCGACGAGGCGAAACCGAAUCUCCGCGUCGGCUGCGGUUUUGGUUUCGCUUUCGGUUUCGGUUUCGAUUUCGCGCGACACGUGGCGGAUUAUCGAAGCUUAGGGGCGCGGCAACGGGCACGGGUACGGCCCUGAACCGGGUCGGAGCGGCCAGAGCGCAGGUCUUAGGCGACUGCCAAACGACUCCCUUAGCCACUCGUGCCUGGAAUCUCGUUGGUAAUUGGGGCGAACGCUUCUGUGUGCCAGCUGUCUCUCGCGCGCGCUCUUUUCGUUCGAGGAGGAACAAGUUCGUUCGAGCCGUGUGCGGACGAGGAGGAACGAGAGAUUCGUCGUUGCGACCGGUUACGAGGCGAUCGAGACGCGCGCGGAUCCGUCGAUCUUCGCGGCAGACGACAGUGACGCGAGACGGCACAGUGGAAUUCGGAGCAAACGGAGAGACGUCGGGUUUGUCCCGGCCUGGUCGCCAUCUUGGAAUCGUCGCGAGCACGUUGCGGGAUCGAGAACGCGGCAGCCGUUUUUCCGUGCGGAUCGUUCGUCGUGAAAUCGCGCGACCACGGGGAAGCUCGAGCGGGAGGCAUGCCAAGCGGAGCGCCGUCGUUGCCACCGGAGCUAGGACACCUAUAAAGUCGCCGUUGCAUGUCGCAGCAGGCAGUCGUAGCAGCGGGUGCCUGGAGCGCGAACACCUUCGUCGCGGCUGUCAUUCCGUCGGUCGAUCCGCCGCCGAUGCGACCGAGAACGCAGACCCGUGCAAAGUGACUUCCUGUGGGAGCUGGUUUUUUCCUUUUCCGUUUCCUAGUUUACCGGCCGGCCGCGGAACGAUAGGUACGCAACGUGGAACGGGACACGUGAACCCGGAUCGUCAUUAUGAGCAAGAUGCUAGGAACAAACUAUUGCACCGUGUUCUCUGUACUUAGAAGUCCCGAAGAGGGUGAGUCGUUUAAGCGGAUCAUCUGAAAGACGAGCUGGGAGACCCGGCGACUGCUCUAAGCGGGCUGCGAACCACCGCGAGAAGACUAGGAAACCAGGAGGAAAUCCCGGACGGAUUCGGAGCAAUCGUCGGAGAGAUCGUUGUCGCGUCGAGCGCUCGCGGUUUAAACGCCACGGUGCGAUACCGGCUGUGUGAUCGAUCAUCGAGGAGGCCUAGCUCGGGAUCGUGCGAUCCUCUUCGCGCGAGACGGAUAUACCUAUACGAGAACUUGCGAACCCGUGAAAAUCCACGAGAGACUCGAUCGAUUUCCGGAGGGACCCGCGAGGACCGAUACUCGAAUCCGUCGUCGUUCUACCUCGAUUACCGGACGAUAUUCGAAGGUGUUCGUUCGAUCGGUGACCGUCGAGCGCGUUGGAAUCCGGCUCGGUAACUCGGCGCAUCGAAUUAUCGACCGAUCCAGCCGAUAAAUCAGGUGCCGAGAGGAAAAAUCGGUUCCGAUUUGAUUUCGUUACUGCCGAUCGAGAAGUACAUCGGCGCCCAAGAUAUCCUUCUAACCCGUAAUGUAUUUGAGAUCGCGCGACAAGCCAGACAAAGGGAGGCACGAGCACACAAGAGAGGCGGCGGCGGCGGCGGCGGCGGCGGCGACGAGCACCGGUUGCGGGACAGGAGGACGAGGCCAGCUCGGGAUCAAGGGCAGAACGAGGGGAAGCUCGGCGAAGCAGUUGGACUUCGAGGUACACCGGCCGCUCAGUCCGCGUUCGCCGGCCAGAGAUUCGGACACGGUCUGCCAUCGUCGCGGCAUGAGCGCGGGUGAACGAGCCGUGGUCACAUUGCGAAUUGGCUGGCGAAAGCUGACCGAUCCCGGCGACUGACACGAAUCCAAGAAUCCGGGGGCAGGUCCGGAGCGAUAGCAUCAGCUGCCGCUGCUGUCUCGAACCUCAACGUCCUCGUACUCCUGCCGCUCGAUUCUCGUCUCGAGGGACGCGACGACAAGGUCCACGGCUCGCCGCUGCUGGCCGAACCAUCCGAGAGAUCGGUGGAUCAUCUAUGCCGGCCAGAUGCAGCGAAACGCCGCGCUAGGAUCCGCGCCGGACGCAUUCCAGAUGGACCGAACGAUGGCGGAGAACCGGUGUCGGUAGCAGACGGGGUCGUUGCUCGCAACAACGCACCGCCUCGUCGCGCGAGACACCCUUGCCGGGUACAACCUCGAGGUGACCCGGUCCCGGCCCCGGCCCGACGACCCGUUCUUUCCUACCACUGCUAGUGUUCCGGCCGUUCCUCGAACCGCCUUCGAGGACAGUUGACGAACUCUUCUCUCUUGUCCUGGUCGAUUCGAUUAGCUGUCGAUUAGCUUCUCGAACGACUAGCCGGGUCACGGCCCACGGACAAUAAAUUGCUAGUCCGAUAAGGAUAGUGGUAGGAUGUAGUUGUGAGACGACCGGAUCAAUUAGGAACAAGGAUACACCUCGAUAAGGGAUAGUUGCCGCGCUGUCGCGAGCCCGCCGAGCGGCGGAUCCAACCGAUCCGGAGGUUUACCGAUCCAGAGGAUACCGAUUUCCAUGGAGGGUAGAUAGGGAGGGAAAGAGAUUGCGAGAGAGAGAGAGAGAGAGAGAGAGAGGCGGAGAAAGAGAGAAAGAGAGACAGAGUGCGCGUGUUCCCGUUAGCCCUUAGCCGUCAUGCCACCCACGCCGAGCAAGUUGAAUUUGAACUUCGCAAGGAACGCGUACAGCGUGUUCGGAACACGUGGUACCAACAACGCCGCUGACCAGCAGCGGGAACAGAAAACGGAACUUUUGGAGGAUGCCAGAAGUCCCGGCAUCCUCCAGCUUAAAAAUGGCGUCGACUACGUGAACCCCGGCGAAGAAGACCAAAUGGAAAUCUAUGGGUAUAAGAGGAAUAAAGUUUUAACCGCCGUCGUCUGGCUCCUGAUCUUCGUCACCGGGGGUCUCCUCAGGCUGGUCUUCCACUGGGUACCGCAAUGGAUGUUGCAGAGCACUCAUUCCAGAUGCCGACUGGAAGAAGCGGACACCGUUCUGCUCGUCGAGAAGUUCCAAGAAAAACACACCAGCUAUUACGUGAAGAAGCUGAAGACGCUGGUUGCCCAAGACGUAUUGAACAAGCCCUUCGACGGCGAGUCGCUGAUGAACAACGAACCUUGGAUGGAAAACGACGGCAUGAUCACCGUGAAGGAGGUCAAGGAGGAAUAUCAUCCCUCGCUGUCGUUGCACUUGUCGGGAGGGCAGUUCAAAAAGGUUCAGUCCAUCGUUCUCUUCCACUGCAAGAAGCUCACCUACAUCUGGGACCCGGAAAGAGGCGAGUUCCUGAAGCUGCACGGCUUGGACGUCGACGUGUUCACGUCGACGUUGCACCAGAUGCAAGGGCUGAAUUACCACGAACAACACAUGAGACGCUGCGUUUACGGAAGCAACAAGAUCAUGAUCCCGGUGAAGAACAUCAUGACGCUGGUCGGCCUGGAGGUUCUCAAUCCAUUCUAUGUCUUCCAACUGCUCAGCUUCUGUCUCUGGGUGGCCGACAAUUACUACUACUACGCCAUGGCCAUUCUAUCGAUGUCCAGCGUCGGCAUAUUGAUGGCAGCCUUCCAGAAUCGUCGGAACCAACAAAAUCUGAUGUCCACCAUUCAAUCUUCCGACGUGGCGACGGUGAUGAGAGACCGAGCUACCGGCCAAACGGCGACCAUACCCGCGGAACGAUUGGUCCCCGGCGAUAUUUUGGUAAUACCUUCUCACGGAUGCCUGAUGCCUUGCGACGCGGUGCUUCUGACCGGGAACUGCAUCUUGAACGAGUCUAUGCUCACCGGGGAGUCGGUUCCCGUCACCAAGACACCCAUUCCUUCGUCCAACGAUAUCACCUACGACAUCAAGGAACACGCCAGGCACACGCUGUUCUGCGGCACCAAAAUCAUUCAGACGAGAUACUACGGAACGGAGAAGGUGCUGGCGGUGGUGGUGAGGACGGGCUUCGACACGAGCAAGGGCGCGCUGGUCAGGUCGAUCAUGUAUCCUCCGCCCGUGGACUUCAAGUUCGAGCAAGAUUCCUACAAGUUCGUGAUCCUUUUGGCGGGCAUAGCCAGCAUCGGCGUGAUCUACACCAUCGUGACCAAGGUGAUGAGAGGCGUGCAGGGCGAUCACAUCGCUCUGGAGGCUCUGGAUUUGAUCACCGUGGUGGUACCACCCGCCCUACCGGCAGCCAUGACCGUCGGUCGGUUGGUGGCGCAGCGUAGAUUGGAGCACGGCAAGAUCUACUGCACCAGUCCGAGGACCAUCAACGUGUCGGGAUCCAUCGAUUGCAUCUGCUUCGACAAGACCGGCACCCUGACCGAGGACGGGCUCGAUAUGUGGGGCGUGGUACCCGCGGUCGAGAAGAAGUUUCAGUUGCCGGUGAAGGACAUCGCGUCCUUGCCGUUGAACGACCUGCUGAACGGCAUGGUGACGUGCCACGGGAUCACCAUAAUCGACAACCAGCCCGUAGGCGAUCCGCUCGACUUGAAGAUGUUCGAAUCGACCGGCUGGACCCUGGAGGAACCCGACGUGUCCGACACGUCCAAGUUCUCGAUGUUGUUCCCAACGGUGGUUCGACCGCCGAAAGGCUCCAAGCUGCUCAAGAAGCUGCCCAACGAUCCGAGGAUCACGCUCAGCCGACAAAACUCCAUGUCUUCCGACGUGAUGGACAUCUCCCUGAACAACCUCGACGCCACGCUGGUCGACUCCACCACGGAGCUGGGGGAACAGGGCCUGGAGAUCGGUAUCGUCCGACAGUUUCCGUUCACGUCCACUCUUCAACGGAUGAGCGUCAUCAGCAGGACGCUCGGCGCCAACCACUACGACCUCUACUGCAAGGGCAGCCCGGAGAUGAUCCUCAGCCUCUCCAAAGCCGAGUCGAUUCCAGCAGACUUUGGCGCCAUACUGCAAGAUUACACCUCGGAGGGCUACCGCGUGAUCGCGUUAGCCCACAAGUCCUUGAAUCGUCUUCCAUACGCCAAGGUGCAAAGACUGAGUCGCGAGGCAGCCGAGUCCGACUUGACCUUCCUGGCGUUCGUGAUCAUGGAGAACCGACUUAAACCGGAAACGAGCCCCGUGAUCAGCGCUCUGAACGCAGCCUGCAUCAAGACCGUGAUGGUCACCGGCGACAAUAUGCUGACCGCGUUGUCGGUCGCCAGGGACUGCGACAUCGUGAAGCCCGGCGUUCCGGUGAUCGCAGUUUCGGCGACCCAGCAGAGUCAGCAGACCAAGCCGCAGAUCUACUUCACGAACAGCAACAGCCAGCCGACGCCGGUCACGCCGAAGGGCCACGGCAACUUCACCGAUCUGAACAGCGUGGCCAGCUUGGAGACGGUCGAGAGCGGCUUCAACGACGGCAAUUACUUGUCCGACGACUUGCACCGCUCGAAGAACCAGUACGUGUUCUCGCUGACGGGGAAAACGUGGGCGCUGGUGAAGCAAUACUAUCCGGAUUUGAUCCCCAAACUGGUCACCCGAGGCGCGAUCUUUGCGAGGAUGUCGCCGGAUCAGAAGCAGCAACUCGUGCAAGAGCUGCAGUCCUUGGGCUACUAUGUCGCGAUGGUGGGCGACGGAGCGAACGACUGCGGAGCCCUGAAGGCGGCGCACACGGGAAUAUCUCUCUCCGACACGGAGUCUUCGGUGGCCUCGCCGUUUACCAGUCGCGAGACGAACAUCUCCUCCGUGUUGACGGUGAUUCGCGAAGGUCGGGCAGCGUUGGUCACCUCCUUCGGGAUCUUCAAGUACAUGGCCAGCUACUCGCUCACCCAGUUCAUCUCGGUGAUGCUUCUCUACAGCAUCGAGUCGAACCUGACGGACAUCGAGUUCCUGUACAUCGAUCUCUUCAUCAUUUCGAUCUUCGCUUUCUUCUUCGGCCGCACACGGGCGUACGACGGCCCGUUGGUGAAGACGACGCCGUUGAACAGCCUGAUCAGCACCACGCCGAUCCUGAGCCUGGUCACGCAGAUCCUGAUCGUGGCGAUCUUUCAGAGCGGCAGCCUGUGGCAUCUGCAACAGAUGGAGUGGUUCGAGCCGUUCAACGCGACGGCCAAGUCCUUGGAGAACAAGGACGACGUGGCCUGCACGGAGAACUACACUCUGUUCAUCAUCAGCUCGAUGCAGUACAUCAUUCUGGCGGUGGCGUUCUCGAAGGGGCAUCCGUACAGGAAGUCGGUGUUCACGAAUUACGGUUUGCUGACCGCCUUCAUCUUUCUCAGCCUGUUCUCCGUCUAUCUGGCGACCUUCCCGUUCGACUGGCUGGCCAACUGGUUCGAGCUCGAGCUUCCGGAGAGCAUGGGCUUCCGGUUCGCUCUGAUCGGCUACGGCGCCGCCAAUUUCGUCGUCUCCCUGCUGACCGAGUACUUCUUCGUCGACUAUUUGGUGUUCAACAAGCUGCGCUACCGCUGGCACAACGUCGACAAGUCCCGCAGGAAGUUCCUCGCGAUCGAGCGGGACAUGUCGCGCGACCUGAAAUGGCCGCCGAUCUCGCAGGAGCCGUUGCCGGAAGCCACGCCGGACAUCCUGAUCCGGCAGAACGUCACCGAGAUCAAGAUCGAGAAACGGGUCGCCGAGCCUCGCUCCGUCGACACGAGCUUCAUGAACAGCCCGGUCGGCGGGAACUUCAAGCAGUUCGGCUCCGCCAGGGAGGUGACCUUGAACCCGAGGUCGUUGUUCAACGACCGUAACACCGUGUCGAUGCAGACGGUGCCCUGCUUCGAGGAGAAAGAGGUGAAACAGCCGUGCGAGAAACCGGCCGGGAAAAGGAGACACAACUCCGAGUGCGAGAACUCGAUGACCCGGUACGAGAAGCCCCUGAAGACCUACAGCACAAACCCGAUAGCGACCCUGCCGAGAAACUCCGCCGCGGUGCUGCAGCCGCAGAAGCUGCGCGACUUCAAAAACGUUCUAGUGCACAAAAGCGAGGACAUGCUGUCUCCCAACACGCAGAGCGUCCUCGAGCUCGACAUCCUACCGUCGUAGCGACGCCGUCGUCUCCGAAGAAAAAUUGCCGGAUCGUCGACCGUACGCUGGGACACCGCGAAGGAUCUCCCAUAAUCACUGCAUUUCACGUCCCAUGACAAUCGCGGGCCAUGGUCGAACCGUCCGUGCGUCGAACUCGCGGGACCUGGGCAAGCUCGUUCGAAGCCGGCUACGCUUCGUAUACGCCUGCAUCUAGAUUUUAUAAUUUUACUCUUUGUACUUAGGGCACCCCCGUAGAGACGCUUUCCCUCUGCCCCCCACCCCACCCCACCCCCUUAACCCGACGGUCUGGACUCCGACGUGCCACGACCAUUUUUCAAUUUCGAACGGAGGUCGACGCGAAUUUUACGAUUACCUGGAAUUCCAACGAUCGAAGCGCGAAAUCGGGAAUCUGGAACCGGUCGUCGUCCGGUUCGUUCUCCGACGCGAUCCAUCGAAAUCGUUCCACGUCCAGCCAGGCAGCUGGAGAUCGGUAUCCGUCUCGAUCGAAGAAACAAUGUUGUAGAUAGCCAAGACUCGCCGUUGUAUCAUAGAAUUGUAAAUUUGUGUACGAAACAUCGUUCUCGAACAAUGCCAGCUGGCCGAUCACCAGAUUCGUUCGAGGACCGUUCUUUCAUCGUUUCGACUUGAUUUAGAGUCGCCCAGGUCCGUCUCUCGCGGCUCGACCAUUCAAAAAUUCGGGGGCCGAGUUCAGCGAUCGAAGAGGAUUAUUCGAGACGGCGACUCGGAAAGCUCGAUAUUCACGGAAGUGUUCAGAAACGAGGAACGAUGGGACGACAGCAUCCCCGGCAGGAUCUUCGACAUCGUUCGUCGCACGGUGCAUUUAGCUCGCGACAGCUCGAUGGCCGACUCGAAGUGCACGAAGACGAAAGAGACGCGAACGUCCGCCGUGCUCGAUCCGCGUGGGUCCCUUUUGACCCGAUCUCUCUUCUCGUCCUCCUUCUCCCCCUACUCCUCUUUUUGCUAGUAUUUCGAGCGGUGUGCGCCACCCUCUCGAGAAAGUAUUAUCGUCGGUGUUUAUUUAUUUUAGAUGAUGAAAUUUUAAACUCGGACUGCGGCGCCGGCUGGAUCUUCGCGGCGAAGACUGGAAUCACCGCAGGCCGACCGAAGUAGAUGGAUAGAUAGAUAGAUAGAUGGAUAGAUAGUUAGGUAGAUAGUUAGUUAGUUAGAUAGAUAGGUAGAUAGUUAGUUCUCCCGAUAUAUUAUGUACAUAUACGUCGGAAACAUGUGAUUUAUUUCGCCGUCGUAGCGACGGACGCCGUAGUACGUCGAGAGCCCCAAGGACAGCUACGAAGACGACGGAGUCGGCUCUUCGGGACGUCCGAAACGAUCGGAUUCAACCGAGCGAUACCAAUCCGGGAAGACGCGAGCAUAGAAACGCGAAACCGCAACGAAAGACGAUGGAAUAAUUUUUUUAUCACGGAAGACUGGAACAUUGCGACGAAAUCCGGGAAACACUCGGGAAAUCCUCGGCUGGUUACUUAUCUUUUUGCAAGAAUGCCGCGAAACGGCAACGAACGCGGCAAACGCUUUUAACGCUCCCGACAAUGGGUGCAGAGCCCGCAAGGUGCCAGAAAACUGAAGUUGCGAGCCUCGAUACGCUCCCACCGUUGCUCGGUCGAUCUCGCACGAUGCCGGAUGUCCUCCGACGUAGAAUUCGCUUCUUCGUAGCAGCCCUGGGCCAGCCUGCACGUUCCGCUUCUAACCUGGCCCUCGCGUCUUCGCUUCCGGGUACUUAAUUAAGCUAACCAGAAUCCGCGCGAUCGAAUUUGUUCACUCUUUCCUCGUUUUCUUCUUUCUUUUUUUUUUUUUAAUAGACGGACGCGCGUCCGGAUGGAUUUGUUUUCAACUAGAGAAGUUCGUAGGUAAUCGAUCGGCGACGCGUUUCCCCGAGUUCUCGCGGCGAGCAACCCCGUCGGAACGAUUCCGCUCGUCGCGGGGGUGGAAACGUGGGUUAUUUUCACGGGUGCGAUCACGGUGACGUGUAACCGAGCUCUAGUUUAUCCGAACCUAUCAUACUUAAACGCGGAAUGCCAUUCCUGCGAUGCCGCGGAAAGAUCUCUCGAACCUCGUCCCCGCGCGAUUGCUAUCGUUCGAGCGGACGACGAGGAUAAGUGUGUACUUUUAUUUACGCAAUGGAAAUAAAUACUUAAGCGCGUUGUUCCACUACCUGCGACGCUAUGCUUACGUUGAGAUGUAGCGGUUGUCGAAUAACAAAGUAUGUAUUUCAUGUAA
This is a messenger RNA of Megalopta genalis, 9844 nucleotides long. It is a transcript of the gene anne, whose product is annotated as polyamine-transporting ATPase anne boleyn. The record is from RefSeq and is a predicted model, not a curated record. Gene Ontology annotation, molecular function: P-type transmembrane transporter activity; ATP binding; ATPase-coupled monoatomic cation transmembrane transporter activity. Lineage: Eukaryota; Metazoa; Arthropoda; Insecta; Hymenoptera; Halictidae. Gene Ontology annotation, biological process: intracellular calcium ion homeostasis; polyamine transmembrane transport. Gene Ontology annotation, cellular component: membrane.